AUGGCUCCGUCGUCGCACGUGGUCAUCGCGAGCGUUACCGUGUGCGCGGUGGUCGCCAUCGGGGUGUGCUAUCUGUGCAUGCGGAAGAAACGGAGAGACGGUGAUGGGUACGACGGGCCUGGCCAGGCGCCCGCAGGGACAGCGGCUACAGCUGGGGCUGCAGCGGCUGCUAAUGGCGAAACUCGCGUGCCGCUUCUGUUCUCUCAGAGCAGCAGUCCUUCCCGCCCUCGCAGCCCCUCCGCCUCCGCGGACCAGCAAGCAGCGGCCGGAAGCAGAGCAGCAGAGGCAGCGCGGGCAGCGCGGCAGAAGCAGUGGGAGGAGGAGCGGCGGCAGGCGGAGGCAGAGCCGGCAGAGGAGGCAGCAGCGGUGGCUGCUGCGGCGAAUAAACGCGCGAGGAAGGAGGGAGGGGGGGGCAAGGGAGGGCGCCACACUGGUACUGGAGGUGAUCAGCGGGCCGGCAUCAGGCAGGAGGGGAAUGCUCACAGAGCGAGAAGCUGGAGGGAUGGAAGCUUGUCACGUGUGUCUUUUCCUCACCUCUUGCCUCUAACCCCUUUACUUGCACAACCAGGCGCCACACUGGUGCUGGAGGUGAUCAGCGGGCCGGCAUCAGGCGGCAGCUGUUCGGGGCGGUGGGAGGUGGUGGAUCGCGGGUCGCUCAACGGCACGCUGCUGAACGAUGAGGCCAUCAACGCAGAGGCGGAGAGGAGGGCGAGCGCACGGAGGGGCGGCCGUGCCAGCUGGCUGAUGGGGACGUGA
Molecule: messenger RNA, 756 nt
Organism: Closterium sp. NIES-65
Lineage: Eukaryota; Viridiplantae; Streptophyta; Zygnematophyceae; Desmidiales; Closteriaceae
Source: the annotation of a GenBank genome assembly